AUGCCCGUCCCCUCGCCUGCCAAUGGCAUCAUCGCCAGAGCUUCCAUAGUCCGCAAUGUCACCACCGUUCGCGCCUUCCAAUCGUCAACGGGUUCAAGGAGUAUUAUGCCCGACGCCGAGAACCCGGCGCCCAAGGAGAGCGAGCCGAUCGAUGAGCCCAAGGUUGCGACAGGACUGACAGCAGAGGAGUUCCAUGAGCGAGCAGACCACUAUCUGAAUGAGCUGGUGCAACGAUUAGAAGAGGCACAGGAAAAAGAUCCUGGCAUUGAGGUUGAUUACUCUGCCGGCGUCCUUGAAGUGACUCUCCAAGAGAACACUUUUGUCCUCAACAAGCAACCCCCCAACAAGCAAAUCUGGCUCAGCUCGCCCCUCUCCGGCCCGAAACGUUUCGAUUGGGUCGUGUCGCAGGAAGGCAUGGACUUCAAGGAGGGCGGUGGCGUUGGAGACUGGAUAUACCUGAGGGACGGCAGCUCGCUUACGGAGAUCCUGAGGAAGGAGUUGGGCGUCGAUGUCAGCGUCGAUGAUCAGGUUCCACGCUGA
Molecule: messenger RNA, 540 nt
Organism: Plenodomus lingam JN3
Lineage: Eukaryota; Fungi; Ascomycota; Dothideomycetes; Pleosporales; Leptosphaeriaceae
Biological process (GO): iron incorporation into metallo-sulfur cluster; intracellular iron ion homeostasis
Cellular component (GO): mitochondrion
Molecular function (GO): ferroxidase activity; iron chaperone activity; ferrous iron binding
Source: RefSeq, a predicted model, not a curated record